AUGUUGUUGGAGGAGGAAGAGAGGCGUGUCCGCCGGCGCCGGCGGGUGCUGUACUAUGUGCGGCUGAUGGAGGACCUAAGACAGCCCAGACCCCUGUACUGCAGGAUAAACCUGGCAGUUCCUGUUCUGGAAAGGUUUUUUGGCCAGGAAGACACAAGGCUGAGCAGAGAGUCCCUGGCCGUGCUGCUGGACCUGCUCCACCAGGAGCAGAGACACGGAUGGGGUGUCACAAUUGAGGCCUUGGUGUUCCUCUUCUGGCUGGCAAGUGGGGCAUCAUACAGGGUGGUCUCCAGAGUGUUUGGGAUGCCUCGUUCCACUGUCCACCGCAUCGUCCACCGAGUUACUGAGGAGGUGGUGGCCAUUCGCCACAAGGUCAUCCACUUCCCUAAGACCCCGGAAGACCUGGAGGCAGUAACUCGUGGGUUUGCAGGGCUGGCAAGACACAAGGCUUUUCUUAAAGCUGCUGGAGCAAUCGACGGCUGCCAUGUCCGGAUCAAGCCACCAAGCGGCCCUCAUCGUCAGUGCUAUAUGAACAGGAAACUGUUCCCGUCCAUCAUCCUGCAGGCUGUUUGUGACCAUCAGGGCCGCUUCAUGGAUACGAACGUGGGCUGGCCUGGGUCAGUACAUGACUCCAGGGUACUACGGCACAGCCCACUGUACCUCCGGGCAAUCUACCCUCCUCCAGGGCACUUCAUCCUUGCAGACGGCGGGUACCCGUGCCUCCAACAUCCACUCCCCCUCAUCACUCCCUACAAACGACCGGUAGAAGGUGUGGGAGCCCAGCGCUUCAACAGCCGUCAUUCCAGGGCACGCUCCAUUAUAGAGCGUGCCUAUGGAAUGAUGAAGACCAGGUUCAGGGCCAUCUUCCUCCAAGCGCUGGAGGUGCACCACACCUUUGUACCUCUGGUCAUAACAGCAUGUGCCGUCCUCCACAACAUCUGCCUUGGGGCCGGUGACAUCAUGGCCCUGGAGGAUGAGCCUGUGGAGGAUGAGGGAGAGGAUGAGGGAGAGGAUGAGGGGGAGGAUGAGGGGGAGGAUGAGGGGGAGGAUGGGUUGGAGGCAGUCAGCGGUGCUCCGUGGCGGGACCAGCUGUCUGCAGAGGUGUCUGCCCUGGAGGAGUUGCCAUGUGACCAUGAUUAUCUUUAG
Molecule: messenger RNA, 1146 nt
Organism: Cololabis saira (Pacific saury)
Lineage: Eukaryota; Metazoa; Chordata; Actinopteri; Beloniformes; Belonidae
Product: putative nuclease HARBI1
Exons: 3
Coding region: 1-1146 (381 amino acids)
Source: RefSeq, a predicted model, not a curated record